GCAAUUCAAGCUUAUUGCGCUAGAGUCUUCUACGCCUAUAACAGCACAAGCAGUGGCAGCUCUUAAGGGCCACACAUGGCCUCUUUCCCCUUCAACACUCUGCAGCCAAAACACCACCUCUCCACAACUCUCUGUAAGUAUCCAUUAUCGCUAAAUACUCUGAAUUUCCACUGUUCUUUUCAUUUUCUUACUUUCUAUCCUUUCGAGCACAAGCCAUCUUUUGUACGUAGAGCAAGUGGUAAUGAUAUCAACAUAAAGACAAAGUUAUCAACUGCAAACCAUGAAAAUCCCACAAAAACCAAGAAUUUAAGAAUUAGGAAAUCUUCAAGUACUGUAGAUGAAAGGGUAGGGAGAAAAUUUGUGAAUAACCUUGUUGAAUCAGUAAUAGAGGAAAGUAUUGAUGAGAGGUUUACGAAGAAUAGAAAUGGAAGAAAGGACAUGGGUUUUAGAAAAAGGAGGGAUAUUGACUCGGGGGAUUUGUCUACAAGGUUUAGAGAUGGAAAUAAAAAGAGAGAAGCUUUGGAAAUUAUGGACCUUCAGGCAAUUAAUGGUAAAAAACUGGAGAAGAAAACCAAAAAAAAUGCUGAUAAUCAGGUGAAAGAGAAGAAAAUUGCAAAAGGGUCCAAAGAAAACAAACCUGAUUCAGUAGAAGUAAAAUUCCGACUGGAUUUGGAUAUGUGCUCCAAGAAAGGAGACGUAAUGGGCGCAAUUCAGUUAUAUGAUUUAGCUCUGAAAGAAGGAAUCAAGAUGGAACAGUACCAUCAUGCUGUACUUCUGUAUCUUUGUUCCUCUGCUGCUGUUGGUGUUGUUCAACCUGCAAAAAGUGGGAGAGGAGGUCGAGCUUCGAAUGCGUUAGAGUUGUCUAAUGAAGUUACUAAUGUAAGGGUGGUGGAUUUGAGUGAAGUAAGAGACAAUAAUGCUAGGAAUAAUCCAGUUACUGAAUCACGCACUCGUGUUUCCAACGAUGGUGUUGCAAAUCUGGGAAGUUCAGAAAAAAUGGAGUUAAGUUCUAGUAGUGGGUUUAAUGAUUUAGAUAACAAUUUCAAGGAGGAGAACUCGAACCAAACUUCUAAUGUUAUUAGUAAGCCAAAUUCUCAACAUGUGGAUGGAGUAAAUUUUUGUAGAAAGGGUAAUGAUGGUGAUAAUCAUGAGGACCAUGAAAUUCAGGCAGAUGAAGAUAUCAAGAAGUAUGCACUUAGGAGGGGAUUUGAGAUCUAUGAGAAGAUGUGUACGGAUGAGGUCCCAGUGAAUGAAGCAACCUUAACAGCUGUGGCUAGAAUGGCAAUGUCAAUGGGUAAUGGUGAUAUGGCCUUUGAUAUGGUGAAGCGAAUGAAACCACUGGGGUUAAAUCCUAGAUUGAGGUCCUAUGGUCCAGCUCUUUCUACUUUUUGCAAUAAUGGAGAUGUUGAUAAAGCAUUUGCUGUAGAAAAACACAUGUUGGAGCAUGGUGUCCACCCAGAAGAGCCUGAACUGGAGGCACUCUUAAGAGUAAGUGUAGAAGCUGGUAAAGGUGAUAAAGUUUAUUAUUUGUUGCAUAAAUUGAGAACGACUGUGAGAAAGAUCCCUCCCUGUACUGCAGAUAUAGUUGUUAGAUGGUUUAAGAGCAAGGCAGCUUCAAGGGUAGGAAAAACAAAAUGGAACAAGAGAGUUAUUAAAGAGGCAAUUGAAAAUGGGGGUGGAGGAUGGCAUGGGCGGGGCUGGUUGGGUAAAGGAAAGUGGAACGUUUCAUUUACAUCUAUUGGACCUGAUGCAUUUUGUAGAUGUUGUGGGGAAAAAUUGGCCACCAUUGACCUUGAUCCUGCAGAGACACAGAAUUUUGCUGAAUCUGUUGCUUCAAUUGCCAUAAAGAGAGAGAAAAAUUCAAGCUUUGAAAAGUUUCAAAAAUGGCUCAACUAUUAUGGACCUUUUGAAGCAGUGAUAGAUGGAGCAAACGUAGGUCUUUUGAGCGAGAAGAUAUUCAUUCCAUCCAAGAUCAAUGCGAUCGCUAAUGGAAUACGCCAGCAGCUUCCUUCAAAAAGAUGGCCACUUAUUGUUCUGCACAACAGGCGUGUCUCUGGACACAAUAUGAAUGAACCAGCAAAUAAGGCAUUGAUUGAAAAAUGGAAAAAUGCUGAUGCUCUGUAUGCAACGCCUACUGGGUCAAAUGAUGAUUGGUACUGGUUGUAUGCAGCCAUAAAGUUCAAGUGCUUACUUGUGACCAAUGAUGAGAUGCGAGAUCAUACCUUUCAACUUCUAGGAAAUGACUUCUUCCCUAAAUGGAAAGAAAGGCACCAAGUACAUUUCAAUUUUUCUGAUGUUGGCCCAGUUUUUCACAUGCCUCCUUGCUUCUCUGUGGUAAUUCAGGAAUCAGAGAGAGGCAACUGGCAUAUUCCAAUUGCAACAGAUGAUGAUUAUGAACCAGAAAGAAAUUGGUUAUGCAUUACACGUGCCAACUCAUCUGUGGCUAGGCAUGAUUCUAUGACCACCAGAACUGAAGAUUCACAAUCUGUGGACCAUAGCAAUGAUAAGCAAGCUAUGUCGCCUAUGCAAAAUAGUCUCAAGGAAAAGCAAGAAUACAAUCAAUGCAGCCUAGAAGUUUUGUCAAACUCACCUCAAGCAGUCUACAAGAAUCUCAGGAAUGUGCUGUUAGCAUCUGGAUUCACUGAGCGUCGCACAAUCCUACAGGAAAUUGAGGCAGCAGAGAAGCUUGGUGGCUGUGUAAUUGACUUUCAGAUAUGAUGCUAAAAGUUCUCUUAUCCAGGACUUCAAAUGACACACCUGAAAAGCUAUCUUUGAAAUGGAAUACCCAUGUACAUUUGUGUAGCACAUGUUAUUGGCUGCACUCCGGAAAAUUUUUCUUCAGGGUGCUCUUGGUUAGCUAAUUUUCUCGCCAUUCAAAGGUCGAUUUUUCAGUUAAUUUCUUGAAUCACCCUUUGGAAUGUACUCCCAAGUAAUCAUAUGGGCGAGGACAGUCCUAAGAUGCUGGUUGCGGCGUUGUAUAUUACAUGUUUCCGAUUUUUUUUUUUAAAGCAAUUCUUUUUAUUCA
This is a messenger RNA of Manihot esculenta (cassava), 3025 nucleotides long. Its product is annotated as proteinaceous RNase P 1, chloroplastic/mitochondrial. NCBI's taxonomy places the organism in Eukaryota, Viridiplantae, Streptophyta, Magnoliopsida, Malpighiales, Euphorbiaceae. Gene Ontology annotation, molecular function: protein binding; ribonuclease P activity. Gene Ontology annotation, biological process: tRNA 5'-leader removal. The record is from RefSeq and is a predicted model, not a curated record. Bases 76 to 2718 code for a protein of 880 amino acids. The transcript is spliced from 7 exons.